AUGUUGGAAGGUUUAGUGGCUUGGAUAUUGAACAAUUACUUGGGAAAAUAUGUUCAGUUAAACACAGAUCAGCUGAGUGUGGCACUUUUAUCAGGAAAAGUAGAAUUAGAAAAUCUACCAUUGAAAAGAGAUGCACUUCGUCAUCUUGGAUUACCUGUUGUAAUCAAAUCAGGAUUCAUUGGUAAAGUGAAUUUACAAGUUCCAGUUGGCCAGAUCCGUUCAGCACCAUGGGUAAUAGCUAUUGAACAGCUAUAUUUAGUUGCUAGCCCCUUAUCAAUUGAUGAGUGGGAUCAUGAAACGGAAGAAUUGGCAAGACACGAAUGGAAGCUCAGUGCUCUGGAUGCACUGGAAGCUAAAUGGCGAUUGGAAAGGGAUGUUCACGACACCAAUUCUGCUUAUUAUGCAACAUCGUAUUCUUCUUGGUUCAGUUAUGGAGCUGGUUUGGUUUCAGAGAUCAUUGAAAAUCUACAGUUGAGGAUACAGGAUGUGCAUAUUAGAUACGAAGACUCAACUUCCAUCUCUACACCGAUUUCAUUCGGCAUCACGCUGCAGUCGCUGGUCGCUCAGAGCUGCGACAGCAACUGGUUGCCGGGUUUUAUUCACACCAACAAAAGUGAAGAGUCGUUCAAGCUGCUCGAUAUACAGAAGUUCGCGAUAUACUGGAACACGGUUAACAAAGAAGAUCUGUUGUCUGACUCGAGUCCCGCCGAACUCGCUGAGGCUUUGAAUAGCAAUAAAUUGAAACAAAAUAAUGGGCAGUACAUAAUUCCGUUUGUGAGUGCCCAUGCUCAUCUAAAAAGGCACCGUAGUACACAGCCCCUACGAAGCUCCACCCCUAGAAUAGUCUGUGAUUUAUCAUUGGAAGAAGUUCCUUUAACAUUGAGUGAUAGGCAAUAUAAUCAAAUAGUGGCUUGUCUGCGUGGCUUAGAAGACGUUGACAGGUUACGUAAAUAUCGUCAAUAUAAGCCGGUUCUGCCGGUCAAAAUGGAUCCCCGUGCUUGGUGGUUAUACGCGAUAAGCUGCUGCUAUCCCGGUAAGCAACCUGCCAUAUGCAGGCCGAAAGUCACUUGGGAAAUUUGCCUGAAGAAGGCGAAAGAGAACGUCCGCUACGUUAAAAUCUGUAUGAAACUCUUGAUCGCCCCUACUACAACUUUAGGGGUCGAAGAGAAGAAAGUCAAGGAUGAAAUCGAAUGGACUAGGGAGUAUGAAGAAUUGAAGGUGUUGAGAGAGGUAGCGAUGGCCUCAGUCACGUUGCCAACUCCGAAUUCGACCAGUAGCAGAUCGACCGGUCAGAGCAUGCUGGUGAAUUGGUUUCCGAACUGGAUGGGUUGGUAUUCUUCUUCCUCUUCUUCAGUAGAAGUUACCGAUACUUCCUCCACGGAAGCGUCCCAGUUGGAAGGGGAGAUAUUGCAAGUACUGGCGGACUCUGCAGAGUACAACACGAUUUUCAAGCGCGAUGUCGUCUUCGGCCAGUUCAAUUUUUGCUUGAAAUUCGGCACGUUGAGUUUGUGUGCUGUCGAUGAAGUAACUAAUGUCAGUGUGCCUAUGCUGGAAUUGGAGUACAAAAACCUCUCGCUGAGCAUCCUGAGCAAGCCGCGAUCAAAUGCCCAUUCGGUCGAGAUAUCGUUGGGAGCAGUGUAUCUGAGAGACAAAAUAACGCCCAGCAGCAUGUUCCCCAUUCUGGUGGGGCCGCCAGGGCUGGACAGGACGUCCCAUCCCUGGAACCGAGUUUCCAGUCCGCGCGUCAGCGUCACCGGGGUCAAUAGAAGCGGGAUGGGAGACAUCGGAGAUAACCUGUUUUAUUUGGCGUAUGAAAAGAAACCACCAAAUUCAGGCUGUGAUUAUAGGUUAAGUGUUAAAUCUAAGUGUUUAGAUGUAGUAUACCAACCAAAUGUGCUAAAAUGGGUGACGGAAUUCAUUUGUUUGCCUCACCAACGAGACAUCACACAAUCUCAAAUAGAGGCUAUGAAAAAUAGAACUAAGAAAGAGUUUAUCAAAAAUUGGGAGCAUAUCCUAGAAGGAAGAAUCGUUACUAGGACAUCAUGGGACUUGGACUUGGACAUAACGGCACCGCAAAUUAUAUUCGUAGAACAAUUCACUGAUCAAAAUUCUGCAAUGGCUGUGAUAGAUUUCGGUAAAUUCCAGCUGAAGAACAACAUAGGGAAUGUUGAGUCCGAGAAAGUAGAACCGUUGAGGAAGGAAAGUGAAGAUCUCGAAAUGUUCCUAACCCCUUGCUCAACACCCCCCGUUAGCGAAGAAAGCGACAUAGAAAUCGUCAAAAACGGCGAACAAGACUUCCCCAUCAACGAAUCGAACAUUCACAACAAACUCUACGACUGCUACUCCCUGGAACUCACCGACAUGCAAAUCCUGCUGGGCAAAGCCAAAGACAACUGGAGGUACGCCCUGAGCCGGGGCUUCUCCAACCUCCACUUGCUCGACAGAUUCAGCAUAUCUCUCCAAGUAGAGAGGAGAGUAGUGUACACUUCGGAUCCACACUUCCCCAGUCUCACGGUCAAUGCCAAUCUUCCCAAACUGUUCGUUCACAUCAACGAAAAUAAGAUUGCUACUGCGAGGAAUCUGUUUCAUCUCAUUACUGUUACUGGGCUGCCGUCCCCUUUGAAAACGGCGCCUGACGUUGCUGAGAAUGACAUUGACACGGGGCAGGAUGAGGAAUCCGUGUGUUUGGAUUCGAAUUCCGAGCUGUCUAGGCUCAUUAUAAUGCAGUUCACGGUUGACCAGAUGUCUUUGGAGAUACAGAGCAGAGGCAGGAGUAUAUCGGAACUGCAAGUGUCCGGCGUCAAGGUGGCAGUAACGAAAUGCGCCAUGGAGCUGAGCGUGGCGCUCACCGUCCACAGCUUGCUCCUCGUCGACGCUCUGCAGACCUUCGGCGGCGACUUCGAGCUGCUCGUCGCCAGCCACAAGCACGUCGGCAUGGACUCUGUGUCGGGCAGCAUGCUGGACAGCGAGCCGACGUCGCCCACUUCGCCCGCCAGCCCUGAUCCGGGGGUGGGGCGGCAGGGCGGGGCCACGUCACCGCUGGCGUUGACACAGGCGUUGAGCACGCUGGCAACGUCGCCUUUCGAGGCGAUGCAAAAGGAGGCGGGGACGGAUACGGAGGCGCUGAUUUCGGUGGAGGUGGUGCUGAAGAGCGGGCCGGAGCCGAUCCAGAUUGCCAAUAUACAGUUCAAUAAUUUGGAUAUUAUUGCUAACCAGGAAACAAUAGUCGAACUCAUAGGUUUCAUCAGAAGAGUUUUCCCAAAAUCCCAGAAACCAGAAUCUUACAAGCUAUUCCCAAAAGCAUCACUGGUAGUUCAGGAAUCCACCGAAUCACUGCUAGAAGAACCAUCAAAUACAGAUAUUGGAUCUACCGAGAUCACCUUUGAUUUCCACCGCCUGAAUGUCCUCUUGCUGAGAGGCGAAAUAAGAGAUGGGAACCUUCACGGAAAGAAAAUCUGCACGGCGACUAUGAGCAAAGCCAAAAUAAAAGCUACAGUCGGCUCAAAAAUAGAAAUGGGUGGGUCCUUAGGUGGUUUACAAGUGCUCGAUUUGACGCCAGAGGGACAACUGCAUCAGAGAAUAGUCAGCGUGGGUUACGACCCUCUCUUAGAACCAAUACACACCCUCCGCCUGAUAUCGUCUUCAGGUGAUGAGGAAGAAACGGCCUUCAAAUUCAACAUCGUCAGGGACUUGGAAAAGAUCGAUGAAGGCAAAGACACAGCUGUGAUAAUGAUACGCAUGGCUUCAUUGUGGUACACCCAUUCGCCGUACUUCAUUGCAGAACUGCAGUCUUGCGCCAACGAGUUCAAACAGUACCUUUCAAACUUGGCAAGGUCGAUAAAGUCGGCUGCAACUGAUAUGGCUCUAGGACUGGUUCAUGCUAGAGCAGAAGCUCUAGCUGAGACCUUGAACAUGAGCAAAAAACUGCCUAACUCGAUCUAUAGCAGUGCGUUGUCUUUCUCAGAAAGCACCUCACCUAGCAAGAAGAGAAGAAGACGCUACAGCUCGAACGAACCAUCUGGCUAUGCUUCCGCAAAAGAUACAUUUCCACAAACACCUCAUAGCCCAGCGGAUCUAGAUGAUCUGAUUUUGAACGUGAAGUUGGACAUUGAGUUUGCCAGUCCGGUAGUUGUCUUGCCACGUUCGAACUCCAGCUCUGAAGUUUUUGUGGGCCAUUUGGGAAAAAUAAACAUCACUAACACUUACACGGACGAGAUGAAAACAAACAUCAAUAAUGGUGAAUAUAGUGAACAUAGGUCAGAAAGCUACGUUAUAGAAAUCAGAGAAAUGAACAUUUGUUCAGUUGAUACGAGCUCGAGAAGGGUACCGGCAGGCAGCAGUGCUAUUCCUAGACCUGAUAUCCUGUAUGAUUGCACAUCGGAGGCUACACCCAUAUUACACGAUACAAAAUUGAAAUUGAAGGUUGAAAGGGAAAUAACUAAGUUGCUGUCUACCAGGCACAACAGCGAGGCUAGCUUAGUUCUAGACGAAGUUGACAAUGACAUAAACAACUACUACAACUGUGGAAGAUCAAUUCAAGUGACUGGAAGUAUUGUAACAGCUCUCAAAUUAUCUUUGACUAGAUUACAGUACGAACAGAUCAUAGACACCAUCCAAUGGUUCACUUCUUCGCCUCAGCUGAGUGAUUUACAAGGCAUCUCUAGGGCCCAUCUGAAGCUACCCAAUGCUCUAGCGGAUAUUAAUGAAGACGAUACUGGAGUGACGACUCUGAACAUGGACCCGCACGUACGUGCUAAGCUUUUUCCUACGUUCAGCUCUCACUUGAAGAACCAACGGCAAAACAAUUCGUAUGAAAUAAGAGUGUUCUUCGAUAUUCCAGUAUUCUCGAUUGAACUUCGAGGACAUUCUUCAGUCGGUGAUAGAGGUUUAGUGGAUCUUUCUUUCCGUGAUUUCGCUUUCAACUACGAUAAAUGUCACAGGUACGAAACCAACAUCCAGAUUUCGUUGCGUUCCAUCCUGAUGGUAGAUCUGCUCCAACCUGUUGGAAGUAAACAGCGGGCAAUGGUGAUUUCGUCGACGGAUAUCGAUGGUCCUCCUUCUUCGACAGGUGUUUCAAGGUCAUGUCCUGACGUUACCUACACUCAGUAUUUGAGAAGUUCGGCGCACGGAUCGUUGCCAGAUCAUUUAGAAGCUGCCGAGAUAUUCGGCAUGGAAGCUAUGAACAAUUCUACGUAUACUCCUGUGAAUAAAAAUGAAGAUUAUCCUUGUACACCGCCACCUAGUCCUCUGGGACAGAGAAAUGUCCCGGAGAAAAAUUUAGUUCUGAUAAGCAUCUUACUGGCGGAUAAAGAUGCACCGAACUUUCAAGAACACUAUGGUGGCUGUCAUAAGUCGAUAUCUGUCGACUUCAACUGUCUGGAUUUGGUUAUCAGCGUUAAAUCUUGGGUGGUUGUUCUAGAUUUUUUCAAUAUCUCAUCGAAACCCGAUGAACCUGCACCAAAAAACAUGGAUUCUAGUUCUGAUGAGCCUGUAGUGCCACCCAGUAGGGAAAAAGAAAUAACGAACAUUACGGUGAGGUCGUUAACCGUAGUUUUGAUAGAACCGAAUCGUGACAUUGCUAAAGCGAAUAUUUCGAAUGUUGAAAUCGAAAUAAAGUCGACAGGAAUUUUCAAAGAAGUCGAUGGGAAAUUGGGAUCCAUGUCAUUGCAAGAUUUAACAUUGGAUGGUCAGCUGUAUAAAGAAAGGUUCAUGACUUCAGGGAGGAAGGUACUCCAGUUUCGAUACGUAAGGCAUCCACCAGACAUUAGGAAAAAUUAUGAUGCUCAGUUGACUUUGGAUAUGGCAUCUGUGAUAUAUGUUCACACAAAAAGAUUUAUAGCAGAAAUUCUAGCAUUUUUUAAUAACUUUACCGAACGUCAACAGAUGGUUGUUAAAGGGAUUCAAGCUGCUACGAGUGGUCAACAGAUGAGGGAUGAACCUCUACGACUCUCUCUAGUACUAGAAGCUCACUCGCCUAUGAUCCUACUGCCGGUGAGUUCAGAUUCCCCGGAUUUACUUGUCGUGGAUCUCGGACAGCUUUUGGUCACCAACAAGUUCAAGUUUUCCGGAGACGGAGGCACCAUCAGCAUGAUAUCAAACAAUUCCGACAGAAAAUGUCUGCUCGACGUCAUGAACAUCCAGCUGGAAAACAUGGAUUUGUAUGCGGGGAUCAAGGAAACUCGACCGAGGUCUUCUAAAAGACUAGCCCUUUCCUCUGAACGACUCAAACUCGGAACCAUCGUAGUAGUGAAAGAUGGCCGUUCGCUCCUCACGAAAAAGUUCCGGUUUCGUAUACAGGUCGAACAGAAUUUGCACAAAAAAGAGUGCCACGUUGUGCCGGAUUUGAGCAUUUACGGCAAUUUGUCUACCAUAGAUGGCACUCUGGAUCUGAAACAGUACAGACUGAUUAGAGGUUUGUUGGCCUUCAAUUUGGGAGAGGAUACUGAGAAGAUUUAUCCGUCUGUUUCUUCGAAAAGUAAUAGUGCACAGACUGACAUGAAUGAUGACUGGAAAUUAUCAUCCAUAAGAUUGGACAUGCAGAAUGUGACUCUAUCUCUCGUCAAAUCCCAUAUCGAAAUUUCACCGCUUGCCCAAAUCAACUUCAUAAAAUCACAUUUAACAGUAGAGAACUACAGUAAUUUCUGCCAAGAUAUUGAUCUAGUAUCACGUGAGAUACUUAUAUCAGACAGUCGUUUCAGUGGGGUCCAAACUACUAACCACCAAAACGUAUUCACCAACAUUUUACAACCCAUGAAACUGUCGACUGAUAAAGACCUAGUGCAGGCUGAAGUCCACAGUAGAAAGAGGCAAGAAUAUCACAAAGUCACUGUGCUUCUUAACGAUAUACGAUUGAUGGCUAUUUUCGAUUGGUGGGAAUCAAUGAGGGACUACAUAUUCCAAAACAUAGAAAACAAGCCCUAUGAAAACAAAAUUUCAUCCGCUUCGGAGAGUGUAGAUGAAAGUGUCCAGUUCGACUUGAAAUUGAAUAUAACAGACUCUGAGAUAGUGGUGGUUCAAGAUUCAUCACAGUGGCACACGAAUGCUGUCAUACUAAAGAGUACAACAGUUCUGAAGUAUCGGCCUCAUAACACUGAAAAACCUUUGUCUUGUAGUUUAAACAAUUGUGAAAUGUUUUCCUGCAUGUUGGGAAUGGAAGAUGAAACUGCUCUGUCAAUAAUAGAUCCUGUCACAUUGAGUCUAGAGAUGAACAAAGACAAUACUUUGGAGGUUCAGUUUUUGCUACUCGUUGUUAGGUUGUCAUAUCACGAUGUGUGCUUGUUCACACAAAUACUGAAUUCUUUACCAAAACAGCUGUUUUCCAGUACUGAAAGUGUUCAAACACUACAGAUUCAAGAGCAGAUUGCAGCUUUGACUGUUUUGGGAUUCCAAACUGAAGAUUGUCUCAAAGCUAUAGAGAAAUGUGGAAAUAGAAUUGACGAUGCAGCAAUUUGGCUUACAAUGAAUGCUAAACCAUCGGAUAACAAUGUGGCAAAAUUGAAGAUUACUUCUGGCAUUAAAGCAAUCGAGGUUAAAGGUAAUCGGAUUUCUGUUUGUGUCAUUGACGAUUGUGGAGACUCAGAUGUUCCUCUAUUGGAAUUGUCUUUGACUGAAUUCAACUUCAAGCAGUUUUUGUCGAAGUUGAACUCGAUUGAUUAUUCACCACCACAGGGAUUCAUUGACGGUUAUUUAGCAAGUGAUUACUACAACAGGGUUCUGUCUGGUUGGGAACCCAUACUAGAACCGUGGAAAUGUAAAAUAAGUUGGGAAAAGAACAUUUCCCAGGUACAUUGGAAAAACAAGCUCAGUGUCAAAGUCGAAUCUGAUGAUACUCUCGAUAUCAACGUAACCUCAACUGUCAUCGAUCUCUACCAACAAGUGAAGGACAACUGGAUGAAAGACUAUUACAACGUGAGGCCGAAUGACGUCGGCUCGUCCAGUGUGGACAACAUCCGAAGGAGAUCGCCGUUUGUGCCUUACGCGCUCAAAAACGAUACCGGCUCUACUUUGCAUUUCACGACAUUAGUGACAGCUAUGGAUAGCUCCAAGUCGACAGUGGUUUCCGAAUCGUAUGAAAACUGGGUCAUCGUUUGUCCUGGGGAAACUGUGCCGUUUUCUUUCACAUCCAGAGAUAAAAUAAGACAUCAGGAUUCUCAUAAAACGAGAAUGCACCAGCUUGGAGUGAAAGUCGAAGGUUGGCAAUGCCUACAACCGGUUGCUGUUGACAGAGUAGGUGUAUUUUUCAGAGAUACACCAUCAGAACGCCAAUCUAGAUCAAUCGACUGCCCGCCUGCCAGGAUAGUAUUCGACGUCACCCUGGAAGGCUCCGCUCGCAAGCUGGUCACCGUCCGCUCGGCGCUGCUAUUGGUCAACUACCUGCCGCAGGCGCUGGAAGUCAAGCUGGAGAGCCGGCCGCCUCGCGACGCCUUCGAUCCGUGGACGCCGAGCCGGUCGUUCGUGAUUGGCUCGAAGGCGACGCUGGCUUUGCCGCUGGUGCACACCCACUCGCAGAUCAACGUGAGGCCAACUGGUUCACCACACCAGUACACAUUCUGCAUGCCUUCUAUUAAUUGGACGCAGACGGCUGACAGCGAUGCUAGUCGAGUGUAUGAGUUGGCGACCUGCCAUACACAUAAAGGUCACAAUUAUAGAUUCUGCGCGGAAAUUAUUAGGGAAAACAUAUCACACAGUAUUAUUAGUUCAAGAUAUGUACAACCUGCUCAUAGAAUACAUUUGUUACCCACUGUCAAAUUGGAGAAUCUUCUCCCCGUUGAUAUUUCCUAUGCGCUAUCAGGUGAAAAAGGUAGCAUCAAAGCCGGCUCUAUCGCUUCAAUCACUAGCGUGGAUCCUGAAAAAGUAGUCGAAUUGGAUUUUCGAUUAGAAAACUUUCGUACCUGCAACUCGGUCGUAGUACCAGUCGGUUGCUCCACCGAGUCCACGUGUCGAAUCAAACUCGAAGACAACCGUCAAAGGAACCUUUACUUAUUAGGAUGUGUGUACCCGAACAAGGGGGCCAAACUCAGGAUAACCAUAUCGGCUUACUAUUGGAUCCUGAACAGGACCGGUUUACCUCUCGUUUUCAGACAGUCUGGAACGUCACUCGAAAGUGCGGGGCAAUUCGAGGAGCACGAACAAGCUCGGAUGAUAACCCCGUUGCUUUUCAGUUUUUCUGACCAAGACGGCAGUCCCACCAUAAACGCCCGAGUCGGGAAAAGGGUCGUUUGGGACGGCACACCUCAGUGGUGUGCGAACUUCCACGUGCAAAAAGGCACCCAAUACCGCAAACUGCACGUGAGCAUGCGCGACGGCAAACCGGACACGGUCUUCGUCGUGGGCCUCGAAGUACGACCGGGCCGUGGCAAGUACCGAUCCACCACCAUCAUCACGAUCUCGCCCAGAUAUCAGCUGUACAACAGAAGCUGCUACCGGCUGCUGUUCGCCCAAUCGAGCUGCGUCAAGGGUUCAGCGGCGAGCCGGACCGCCUGCCUGAAGGCGGUGCCCGACUCGCAUCUGCCCUUCCAUUGGUCCAACUUGCAGAAGGAGCAGCUGCUGUGCGUGUCCAUCGAGGACGUGCCGGGGUGCUGCUGGUCCGGGGGGCUCAGGAUCGAUACCAACAAUUCGAUGCACGUGAAUAUUCGCGACUCCAACGGCCGCGUGUACUUCCUACGCUUGGAAGUGCUGCUGCAAGCCGCCACCUUCUUCGUCGUCUUCACCGACGCCGACAAAAUGCCGCCGCCCAUCCGAGUCGACAACUUCUCCGAGGUGUCGAUCAUGUUCGGCCAGAGCUGUCACGUGGACUUUGCGCACAGCACGGCGCGUGCGCACUCCAGCGUGCCGUACGCCUGGGACGAGCCGACUAAGACGCAUUCGAUGCGGCUGGUGGCGCCCGGCGGCGUGUGGAACGACUACGGCAUGGGUGGUUUGGGUUCGGCGCCGGGGCUGACGUACGAGAAUUUCAUUUACAUUGCCUUCGCCGGGACUUUCAAGAAUCCUCGCGGAAUCAGAGAUCCAAAUGACGUGGAAAGUCAAGAGUUAGUUUUGGACGUAGUGAAACACACCAAAGUGAUCUUGGCUCACAAGAUACCUAGCGAAAGAUCCCAGUUGUGGAGGAUGACGUCAGAAGGUUAUCUGCAGCAUGAAGGUAGCAAUCCCCCGUUGCCUCCCGGUCAGCCGCAAAGUCGCGACAGCAUCCUCGUGUUGGACAUCGAGAGCACCGCCCCGCAGCCCAACACCUACUCGCGGUUGAUGUUGCGGCGAAUCGAUCCGAGAAGGAAGUCGACGCAGAAAUGGAGGUUCACCGAGGACGGCAGAUUGUGUUGCGACCAUUGCAACAUGUGCGUGCAGGCCGUGGACGGGUUUUACGGAUUGCGGCCAGGCAACGCAGCCGUCCUAGGCCUCCCGCAGCCGGUGUGCUACAAGCUCACCGACCGCGGCGUGCCCAUCGAGCACUGCAUCGAGCGACAGCGCCUGCGCCCCGGCUCCGGCUUCCUCGCCGUGCACGUGCACAUGGACGGGCCCACGCAGGUCGUCAGCGUGAAGGACCUCAAGGAGAAGCGGACGUACGCCGCGCCCGACGAGCGGGAGUGGGGCGCCAUUUCUGUGGAUCAACGGCCGAAUUUGGCAGUGGACGAAGCCGGAGAUGGUAACAGUAAUGACAUGGAGAUGCAGUUCAGAGUGCAUCUGAGAGGACUAGGCAUCAGUUUGGUGUGCAGGAAGACACCGGAAGAACUGCUGUAUUCGCAUUUCUCGACAAUCGUUGCCGAGGCUUCACUGACAUCGCAGAGCAAUCAGUUUUGUAUUAGCAUCAAGGAUAUACAAAUUGAUAAUCAGCUCAUGGACACUUCAGUUCCAGUUAUAAUGUAUAUAACGCCAGUCAGUUCGAAAAAUAAUUUGGAAGCUCAAGAUCAUCUACCAGCGCUGGAUUUCAAUGCGGAAAUGCAGAAAAAACUUAACGAAAAUGCAGUGAUCUUCAAGCAUUUGAUGUUGAGAUUGAAGAAAAUAACAACUAUAAUCGAAGAACGAUUGCUAUUGAAGCUGUGUGAUUUCAUGGGAAUCCAUUCUCAAGGGGAAGAGUUGAUCAAUAGGGAUGAAAAUGAUUAUGAGACACAGAAGUUGCUUUCUGAAGUAACUGCGGUACAUGCGAAAAGGUAUUAUUUUGGCGUUAUUAAACUGACGCCAGAUCAGAUAAGGUUGAGUGUGAGAACCGCCAGCAAACUACCAGAUCAUUUGCAAAGGAUCAAAAGGAAGCUGGGGCUGACUCUGAUCAAGUUCGAAGACGCCGCCAUCGAUUUGGAAGCCUUCGAACGGAGACACCCGUUCGAAACCAGCCAGUUCCUAUUCAAGUCCAUUAUAAAACAUUUCAAAGAUGAACUGAAAUGGCAGGCCGGCAUCAUCCUCGGCUCGGUGGACUUCAUCGGCAACCCGAUCGGCCUGAUGAACGACGUGUCCGAAGGCCUUUCCGGCUUCAUCUACGAGGGCAACGUCGGCGCGCUGGUGAAGAACGUCACGCACGGCAUGUCGAACUCGGCCGCCAAGAUCACCGAGUCGCUGAGCGACGGGUUGGGGCGCGUCGCGAUGGACGAGGGACACGAGGAGAUCAGGCAGAAGAUCAGGCAGGUGCAGAGCGGUAGAAGUUCCGAUCACAUCCUGGCGGGAUUCAAAGGCUUGGGCUUCGGUAUCCUGGGCGGAGCGACCGGCAUCUUCAAGCAGGUGUACGAGGGCGCCUCGAACGAGGGUUUCCAAGGGGUGUUCUCCGGCCUCGGCAAAGGACUGGUCGGGGCAGUGACCAAGCCCGUGGUGGGGGUGCUGGAUUUCGCUUCCGAAACAGCGAGGGCUGUGAGAGAUUCCAGUAGAAGUAAACUGAUGCCAGGCCGAAUAAGAUUUCCAAGAUGUGUUAAUGGACCUGGGGGACUUCUCCCAAAAUAUGAUGCCAGACAAAGCCAGGGGCAGCAGUAUCUCUAUACUGUGAAUGAAAAGAAUUAUGAAGAACAAUUGGUAUCGUUCCAAGUUCUCGGAAGUGCCUCAGAAGAUCUACUAUGUAUAGUGUCAGACAAGAUGAUUAGAAUAGUAACAAGUACAAGAUUACCGGAUUUGACAACUAUCAUUGAGUGUGAUUUAAGUAACUUGGAAACUUGCAACGUCAUAACUGAGAAGGAGCAAAACGAAUCUCGGUACUACAUCGAGAUAGUGAUGCACUACGCGGGGGUCAGUGCGGCCCUGGUGAACCCCGAUCCCAUCAAGAAGCCCCGAGUGAGAUGCCGCACGGCGGAUUUGGCCAAUUCGGUCGCGCGGCAAAUGAACUACGCCAAAAGAUUGUACAUAGAACGCCUUUACACGCUAACUAACGAUCAUUUUUCGGUGCCGGAAGACUGA
Messenger RNA from Phaedon cochleariae (mustard beetle), 12369 nucleotides. The record is from the annotation of a GenBank genome assembly. NCBI's taxonomy places the organism in Eukaryota, Metazoa, Arthropoda, Insecta, Coleoptera, Chrysomelidae.